Physcomitrium patens is the source of this 2781-nucleotide messenger RNA. NCBI's taxonomy places the organism in Eukaryota, Viridiplantae, Streptophyta, Bryopsida, Funariales, Funariaceae. The record is from RefSeq and is a predicted model, not a curated record.
UUGUCUCCCCGAGAAGCGGGGGGAAGACGGAAGCAAAACCACGAGGAAGACGACGCCACCGCCGGGCAGAUAGCAGCAAUUAUGGAGCAUCUGUAGUCCACUAUAUACUCCCAGCCUUCCUGCUUCCCAUUUUUUCUCCCCUCCGUUGCUUUGUCUCUGGAGGUACGCUGUUGCCCGAGGAGUAUCUCAGAUCGCAACAUUCACCGCGGGUUGGUGUCUAGCAGCAGUUAUGGAGCAUCCUUAGUGUCCUACUCUAUGCCAAGCGAUUUCAAUUCAGGUCGACCACCGAGCUUGUCCGAGUUCCGUCACGGUUGUGGUUGUACGCUGUUGAUGGGUCUCCGCGUUGGGUUUGGUGCCUCGGCUAUCGCCUGGUGAGCUUGCUGCCGAGUGGUGCAGUCCUGUCUCCGCGUAGGAGGCUUUGUUGGACUACCGAAAGUUGUUGCACUCGAGUCUCCGGUACGAAACCGCGUUUUUGCUGUGCAUAGUUCUGCACAGUGUCACUGUGCUGAGGUGUCUUUAUGUAGGUGAUGCAUCUUCGAGAACUUCCGUUGUCCGUAUCCCGCCAAUAUUGACUACUGAAUCUACUCUCGAGUCCUGAAAUAGCCAUAUGAUAAGGUUCAUUCAAUUUUCCACUGUAGGACUUCUUGAUAUUGAAGAAAAGUUUGAAGCCUUACUACCACACUUCACCAUGUUGUGUCUUACUCUUGAAGGCACCGCUAUCUCCUGAAGAUUUUGAAGCAACCCUGGCCUUCGAAGAGACAUCAAGCAUUUGCGUGCCCGGCUUGCGUUCCAGUAAUCUGGGGCUGUUUUCAUCACCACCUUGCAGACCUAAGAGGUCGUGGUAUGGCACAUCUCCAUACACGCAACGCUCGUGGAAGUUCAUACGCAUAGCCGACUCCUGGCACAUAUCGGAUCUCAUACCGCACUGAGUUUUGUUACAGAAGACCAUUCUCUCUCUCAACCCACCAGUCUCCUGUUUCGUACGAGUGGUAGGCUUGCACUGCUGUUUUGCCUAUUUUAUGAUGAACCACGCCUCAACACAGUGCAAGUGCGAAUGGAGCUUUCUAUCACAAAGCUCGGAUCUGAACAGACUGAGGAGUCCCCUGAAAAGGAUGAAGAGGGUAGUGAAUCCACGAUGGAUCCUGCUAUCUGGGGACGAUUACAUGGAGAGCUAGUAGACAGGAUCCUACUUUGUCUGCCAAUUGUCAACUUGUACCCUCUUCGGUGCGUGUCCAAGUCAUGGGAUACCACUAUCAAGUCUACGAGCUUCAACAGGAUGUACCUAGAAAUGGAAUCUCGGGGUCCUCCGUGGUUCUUCAUGUGUUCCUCAUUCAAUUGCCGGGACAACACAAGCGCCUAUGACCCAGUGCAAAAUCGUUGGCACAACUUCCCCCUCACCUUUCUACCUGCCCACAUGAGGUUUCCUCUGACAGCAGUUAAAGGCUUGCUGCUUGUGAGAGGGGGUAUAACAAACGCGGGAAUGUUGGCAAUAUGUAACCCAAUCACCAGGGCUUGGCGGGAACUCCCACCUAUGAUCCACAAGAGAUUGAAUUCUCUUGUAGGUGUUUAUGAAGAUAAGCGCACCGAUAGCUACAAGAUUGUUGUUGCUGGUGGAACUUGUCAAGGUGGUGAAUACGAGUGCACCACCGAGGUUUACGAUUCCUUGACUAAUUCUUGGCAGGUCACAGGCAACGUGUGCAAGGAGUUUACAGUGCGUAUUACUUGGUGGACGUCGAAGACAGUCUUCUCUGACGGGGCUCUGUACUGCCUUACAUCUGGGCGACCAUACAGUAUCAUUGCGUAUGACUUGAAGACGGCGACGUGGAAUGAGGUUGCAGUACCCCCACCUGAGUUCCUCUCCUGUUCGUUCCUCAUACAGCGCCGGAAUCGGCUGUUUCUGGUGGGCGGGAUUGGUCCAGAACGGACUUGUGAACACAUUUACUUCUGGGAGUUGAAGCAGGUUAAGGGCGAGAAAAAGCAGUGGGUGGAGGUGGAGAAAAUGCCCCACGAAUAUUUUCAGGUCUUCUUCAAAGACAAGGCUUCCUCAGAUCUCAAGUGCGCUGGACAUGGCGACCUGGUUUACUUCUACAAGGAUUCUCACACUCAGGUGCUGUUGUGUGAUUUCUCAAAGACACGGACUGAAUGGAGGUGGCUUCCCAAGUGCCCUCUCAGUAUGAGCUUUCUGAAGUUCUCCACUCGGGGCUUGUUCCUGGAUCCCACGCUGGACGUUUCCUCCUAGUUCUUCAAACACGCAGCAUGUACGAAAUUUUUGAGAAGUUAGCUCCUUAAUCAGUUCAAACAAAGUGAGUUUUGUCCUGUGAGGAAAAGACAAGCUUCUCAUAAUUGUGGUGAUAUUAUUCAACUUACGUCUUGUUUUAGGCUCUCCGUAUCCCUGCCGGAGAAGCUGUGCUGGGUGUUUCAGUAAUAAUCUCUUGGCGAAAGUUUUAGAAUGUUGGCGCGGCCGUAUAUUCUACAUGGGAAGGGGUCAUAACCAUAGAUUGCUAGCUGAACAUCUGGGAUGGUUUACAAUCUACAGUUACUUAUCUCUUAAUAGCACAAUUGAUGCUUAGCGAUGCAGCAAGUAAUGCUUAGUUUUGUGAGUUCCUUCAUAAUUUUAACCUGCUCUCUUCGAGGCACUAUGUGUGCUUUCUGGGUUAACUCCAAUUAACAUGCAUCUUUUUUUUCUUCUCCACUUAACAUCCAUCAACAUGUUAAGUGAUUCUAGAAAACACUGAUAUAAUUUAAUUGACGUGAUUAUGCUUUUACAGUCUUUGAUAUCAA